CGUGUAAGGCUUUCGUAUGAGAAAAUGAAGGCCAUUGGGCUUUCACUCUAUAUGACAAUUGAAGAUAUGUCUAUGCUGGCAGAGAAGUUUCGGGGCUGCUAUUCAGAUCCCAUCCUACUCCACGACAAUGCUGCGACCACACUGCUUACGAUACAUCUUAACUUGGUUAUUGGGACACUUUCUCGAUAUGUGCAAGGCAGGAACGACCUUUGGUCCUUGAUCAAUGACCUGCUGUCAUUCCGCACAUUUGGGCAAUUCCUUCUCACUGAGCAAGGGCACGGCCUGGACGCCAAGAGCUUGGAUACCACGGCUACAUGGCUACCCACUGGAGGGUUCUGCCUUCACGCCCCAAGUCCGCAAGCAGUAAAGUACAUGCCACCCACUAUUCCUAUCGGGAUCCCAUGCAUCGGCCCAGUAUUUGCACGUCUUAUCGUCAAUGGAGUCUCUCACGGGGUUCGUCCGUUCAUCGUCGAUUUGAAUGAUGGUACCCACAUAUGUGAUAGAUUCACCGCAAGGUGUGAACAUUCAGUUUGA
This is a messenger RNA of Heterobasidion irregulare TC 32-1, 534 nucleotides long. RefSeq lists its product as uncharacterized. Gene Ontology annotation, biological process: lipid homeostasis; fatty acid beta-oxidation using acyl-CoA oxidase. The transcript has 3 exons. The annotation marks the transcript as partial. The record is from RefSeq and is a predicted model, not a curated record. Gene Ontology annotation, molecular function: fatty acid binding; acyl-CoA oxidase activity; FAD binding. Gene Ontology annotation, cellular component: peroxisome. NCBI's taxonomy places the organism in Eukaryota, Fungi, Basidiomycota, Agaricomycetes, Russulales, Bondarzewiaceae.